UAUUGUAAAAAUUUAGGAGAAAAAACGGAUAGAAUGAGAGAAGUGAAUGAAGCGUAGUCCAAAGUCCGAAGAUCGUAUAAGCUUAUAAUUGGCUAAUUGCAUCCUCCCUUGCUUCUUCAUCCUUGUUAGUGUUUUGCUUUCUGUGAUUACUAGAGAAUGUGACUUCAUCGUGAUCAAUAUCUCCUUCACGGAAGCCUGUCGGAGAAGCGAUCGCGGUUGGGCAAAGGAAUCAAAUUGGAUUGAGCUUUUGCACAUAUCGUCUUGAUAAAAAGAAAAAAUAAAUGUUUGGACGAAAUCUUGUCCUCAUUCGAUAAAAGGUGCACCCCACACUGUGAUGGCUCCACCUAUUCAUGAGCCACCACCCUUUGCAAGAGGCCGCGGGCCAGUUCCUGUAAUGCUUGAGGAAAUGAGAGAGAGGCAAAUCGCUCCACACCCUGCUAUCCUUGAGGAACAUCUUGCAGCUCAGCAUGAGGAUAUUCAAGGAUUACUGGUUGACAACCAGAGGUUGGCUGCAACUCAUGUAGCACUUAAAGAGGAACUAGAAGUUACACAAUUUGAUCUUCAGCGAACAGAUCAAUAUGCACGUGCCUUGUAUGCUGAGAAUGACAUGCAGAUCAGAGAACUUUAUGAGAAGUCUGCAAAGAUGGAAAUGGAUCUCCAAUCUGUAGAAGUUAUGAGAGUUGAGCUUAUGCGAGUACGUGCUGAUGUUAAAGAUUUAAAUGCUGCAAAACAAGAGCUCACUACUGAACUCCAGGGGAUGACUCAAGAUUUGACAAGGAUGAACGCAGAUAUGCAACGAACUCCAGUUAUAAAGGCAGAAAUUGAAAAUCUUAGACAAGAAUUGCAGCGAUCAAGGGCUGCCAUUGAGAAUGAGAAGAAGGGAUAUGCAGCAAACUAUGAGCAUGGUCAGGUUAUGCAAAAGAACUUGCACUCAAUGUCUCGAGAACUGGAAAAGCUCCGUGCAGAGAUGGCCAAUGCAGAAAAGAAAGCUCGUGCUGCAGCUUCAGUUGGGAAUCCAGGAUUUUGUUUUCAACAGUUGCAAGUUAUAAUGGAAAUUAUGCUAAUCCUGAGUCAGGCUAUGCCGGAAAUUAUUAUCCUGUUGGUUAUGGCAUGAACCCCGUAAAUCCCAUGCAUCCUUCGCAGACUGGAGCUGAAGAUUAUUCUCAAUAUGCACCUGGACCUGCUGCCUGGGGUGCUUAUAAUAUGCAGCAAGCUCAAGGACUCAGAUGAACUAGUUUAUACUAGGUUGCAACCUUGUGUUUUGCAUACUGCAUUCUGGUACUUCACAUUGGAACCCAGAGUUAGGUUUCAGAUGAUAGAAACUUGAUUAUUCUGGGACAUGCUUUAUUUGGGUAGAAAAUUUGCAUGUCUGUUGCUGUUUGUUUCAUAAUCCAGGACAAGUAUUUGCCACCAUGUUUUAUAGGAGAUAUUUUAUGGUAUGCUUAGUUGCCUUGUUUUGUUUACUUUCACUUAUUUCAUCCUUGGAAAAAAUGCAAUCUGUGCAUUGUUAUAUUGAA
This is a messenger RNA of Ipomoea nil (Japanese morning glory), 1517 nucleotides long. RefSeq names its product protein FLX-like 1. The transcript has 5 exons. Bases 335 to 1114 code for a protein of 259 amino acids. The record is from RefSeq and is a predicted model, not a curated record. NCBI's taxonomy places the organism in Eukaryota, Viridiplantae, Streptophyta, Magnoliopsida, Solanales, Convolvulaceae.